Molecule: messenger RNA, 576 nt
Organism: Dovyalis caffra
Lineage: Eukaryota; Viridiplantae; Streptophyta; Magnoliopsida; Malpighiales; Salicaceae
Source: the annotation of a GenBank genome assembly
AUGUCCCCAGUUCAUGUCGUGAAUACCAAGAAGCUCGAUGUUGCAAUGGUUGGGGAAAAUCGGUCAAGGUUCAAUGUGUUACAAAGGCUUAAUCCUGCCUGUUGUCGCUUCUUCGCUCCUGCACCAGCCGAGCGAUAUGAUCCCAUGCACUUCGAGAUUGUUGUUGCUUCCAACGUCUAUAAGGCAAAAUCGAAGCCCAUAAAACCGCAAGGUCUUUACGAAUCUACUCCGGUAAGAGUCCCGAGUCAAGGUACACAAAAAGGUAAGGUAUCUACGGCUGGGAUGGGGGCUACUUAUGACAAUGAUAGGAGCCACGGUAGGCUAAGCGACCCAAAUGAUAGGGUUGCUAGCCUUAGUGGCGAUACUAUUGUGGACAUGGAUAGAUUGGAUGUGGCUCAAAUACCGGCAGAAAUUGAAAUAGGCAUUCACAAUGUCGGUGAUAGCGAUGCAAAGGGGCCACCUUCCAACACUCGCGAGGGCGGAGAACAAAGCUGUAAGGGUACGAGGCUUGAUAGGGCCUCCCGACGAAUUCCCACUCGGAGUGGGAGAAUGCGGACUAGGGGUGGAGGUAGUCGG